This is a messenger RNA of Drosophila hydei, 855 nucleotides long. RefSeq names its product seminal metalloprotease 1-like. The coding region runs from base 1 to 771 and encodes 256 amino acids. Gene Ontology annotation, biological process: proteolysis. Gene Ontology annotation, molecular function: metalloendopeptidase activity; zinc ion binding. Lineage: Eukaryota; Metazoa; Arthropoda; Insecta; Diptera; Drosophilidae. The record is from RefSeq and is a predicted model, not a curated record. The transcript has 2 exons.
AUGUUAGCAGCUUGGAAACAGUUUGUUCUUCUGUUAAUUGCCUGCUUUUGCUUGGGCGGCUAUGGAGCACCCGUCCAGGAGCAGCUUGUGGAAACUGAUCCGGAGCUUACGGCUGGCUACUUUCAGGGUGACAUGGAAGUAGAGUUUGAGCGGAAUGGAGAGAUAUCCCCGGCACGACAUUGGCCCAAUGCCACAGUCUACUACAAGAUAGAUGAGGCUUUCAAUACUGAGCAGGCUGGACAUAUUAAGCUGGGAAUGCGACGCAUCGAACUUGCCUCCUGCAUACGUUUUGAGCCUGCCACUGCGGAAACUGUGGACUAUGUGCUGGUCACCGUCUCGCCAGAUGGUUGCAGCUCCAAGGUUGGCUACCUCGGCGGCGAGCAGACAAUCAAGCUGAAGCCAAAUGCUUUGGACAAAGGUUGCUUUGUCCUGGGCACCAUACAGCAUGAGCUGCUGCACACUUUGGGCUUCCAUCAUCAGCAAUGCGCUACGGAUCGCGAUGAAUACGUAAAAAUAAUCGAAGAUAAUAUAAUCGAUGGCAAGGAGAGCAACUUUAAGAAGUACGAAGCGGAUCGAGUAGAAGACUUCGAUGCAAAAUAUGACUAUGGCAGCAUUCUGCACUACAGUGCCACGGCCUUUUCAAAGAACGGAGAAGCAACAAUUGUCGCCCUGCAGCCCGAGGGUCAAUUGCAAAUGGGACAAAGACUUGCCCUGAGCACAGCCGACAUAAUUCGCCUCAACACCAUGUACAAGUGUCCUUUGCAGUUGUAAGUUCGCAUAUGCAAAGAUAUUAGUGAAGUUCCAAUAAACACAAAGUUCAGGCAGCUCAUUGAUUGUAGGGCAUUUAUGCAAGUU